This is a messenger RNA of Bursaphelenchus xylophilus (pine wood nematode), 2455 nucleotides long. NCBI's taxonomy places the organism in Eukaryota, Metazoa, Nematoda, Chromadorea, Rhabditida, Aphelenchoididae. The record is from the annotation of a GenBank genome assembly.
AUGGGGAAGAAUAAGAAAAAGAGGAAUCAAAAUGAAACCCCCAUAUCUUCGGUAGAAACCAAGGUACCCUCGAAUGGAAGUAAUGUUGUUAAAGACGAACCUACAGUAACAAACAACAAGGAUACUGUAAGUUUAUUUUGAGUUUGUUUGAUUCUUAGGGAGAAGAAAAACGAAAAAAAGUGUUAAACGAAAUCGAGAGGAGGAAGAAGCAGAUCGAAGAUGCCACCAAACCCAUCCCCAAAGAAGCACAGUAUCCCCGGAUCACCUUUUAUCCCUUCGCCUAUGCCCUCUCGGAGAAAUUUCUAGACAAGGCUUGUUGGUAUUGUUUACAGCUGAAUGUCCAAUUAAGGUGGGCCUAAUCAAAUUGGCAAUCCGACACUUUUAGUUAUUGCACAAACUGCAAAGUUGCACGCUUUUGUUCUGAGAAAUGUGAGGAAUUAGCAAAAAAAGACCAUCAGCCAGAGUGCAGAGGAUACAAGAAAUCCAAAAAUAAAGAUUACCCCAAUAUUGAAGUCCGGCUUCUAGGAAGAAUCUGUUCUCGAUACAAUGCAAGUUCAAUGCAAUGUAAUGAAAGGUGUUUUAGAUGAUAAAGAAAGGAGAAGACAAGGCGAAGGACUUUUAUUUGGAACGGACAUCCAAACGAUCGGUGAUGGAGAUCUGGGCCCAUGAACAAGACUUCGCAGAACAUCAAGAUUACACAACUCAAUUCAUGGGUAGGAUACUUUAGCCGUUAGAAAAUUCUUAAUUCGAAUACGCUUAAUCUAUUGUCAUCAUUCAGAAAUCUAUGACAAACUGAUAAGAUUCUAUCAUAAAGACGACCUGCCCUCCAAGAAAGACGUAUUCAAAUUACAUUGCCGCGAUUUCAUUAACAGACAUGCCAUUUGCGAUAAGAAUUAUGAAAAUGUAGGAGAUAAUGUUGUAGUCCCUAAGCUGUUCAGGAAAUCGGGAAGGGCCUCUACUUGGAUUUGUGUGCCUACGAUCACAGCUGUAAACCCGAUACAGUAUUCUUUUCCGAUGGAUUCAAAUCUAUCUUGGCUGGACUACACAAAACAAAAGACAUCUCGGAUCCAAACAAGAGUUUCUACUCAUACAUCGACCUUCUUGGGUGAGCUUAUACCAUGCAAAUCGUUAGUUAAACCAUUACAGAACAUUUGAUCAACGGCAGAAACAGUUGAGGGAUACCUGGUUCUUUGAGUGUAAAUGCGAAAGAUGUUUAGAUCCCAAGGAUCACAUUCUUACAUCCAUUAAAUGCCAAUUUUGUGCAAAUGUAAGGGUAAAUUAACAUAAAUAACGAGCUUAGAGAGAUGUUGAGAGUACAAUCAUAGUCCAAGGAGCAUUGGCGCCUCGAAAGGAGGGCCGACUAGUCUGUCCGAACUGUGAUAUCAUCCAAGAACCCUUCCAUAUCAUGGAGUGUAACUAUACCAUCAGGGAUAUCGGCCUCUUUUUGGAUAACAUGGAUCAGAUCCCGGAACAUGAGAUUACUGCUCAUUUCGAGUUAUUCAAACAAAAGGGAGUCUAUUGUCUGCCAAAACAGAAUGUCUACAGAGCCAGACUUCUACUGGUAAGCAUCAGUUAUAUUGCUUUAGGCAUUAAAUGUAAUCAAAUUAAAAAUAUAAAAAAUAACAUUUAUUACAUAACAGCAAUAUGCAAGUCGGAUUUCAACCAACGACGAAGAGAAGGCGAUGUUAAUGUGGUCGGUGGAAGAUUGCCUGAGGCAUUGUUUCCCCCAGAACCACCCCGGUCUCUCAUACUUCCUCAAAGAUUUGGCUUUUUAUUGUAAACAGUAAGUUAAGGAAAAGAGAUAUGUAAAGGUCAUCACCGAAGUUCUCGGCUUUUAUUUUUGCUGUUGCAUCGAAAUUCAGUGCAAAAGUGGGAUGACAUGGAUUUUGAAAAAUCAGUGCCAAAAGCUGGAAAUUGUGGGAAAAACCAGUUCAGAUUUUGGAAAAUCGUUCCAGGACGAAAAGUGGGCACUGAUUUUUCAAAAUCAAUGUCAACCCAUUUUAGCACCUUACAAUCAAUUCGACCCAACAGCAAGAAUAAAAGAACUUCUGUGACCCCUUUACGUCAUAUAAAUAAGUAAAGUAACAAUUGCAGAGCCGGAUUCUUCAAAGACAGUGUCAAAUAUUACGUGGAAUGCCUUCAGGGCUUGGAAAGAAUCUUUGUGACACAUCCAUUAAUCCAAGAGAUAAGAGAUCUAUUGCCAGGAAUUCAGAAAAGAAUGAUUAUGGUAUGUCAAGCAUGGAAAAAGUGAAAACAACAAUACAUUUAGGAAGAACAGAAAGGGAAAACAAAAAUCUUGAGCAAUUUGGACUUCGAAUUCGAUGAAUCAGAUCAGGAAAUGCCCGAAUUGAUCGAAUGCAAGGUCUCAAAUGGCAGUUCGAAGGAAAGAGCUCAGCAUCGACGCUCUCAUCGUGCGCCGACUCCAUUGCCGCCGGAACCCGUAGAAGAGGAAUAA